GAGCUGCCAGUCAGUCGAGCCGCAAACUUCGAUGUCGCUGGAACGUAGUGGAUUUUCAAAUUUGACUUUGUUUUCUUAGAUAUAUGUUAUUUUGGGACAUACGAUGAUUUGAAAACGGUCCUGUAAAAGUAAGACUCGUGUGUCACUGUGCGACCAAGUUUUGUGAAUAAUUUCGUGCAAUUCCUUUGGAACAUCGGAAUGCACGAGGUACCUUCUUGUCAUUUUAGUAAACGAAGAUAAAUUGCCAGUAACAUAGUCAUGGAACUGCGAGGUUAAUUAAGGAAGAAAAAGGGAUUAUUUGCACUCUCGUCUGGAGCAUACAGUACAGUGAUUGUUUAAUUCAUUCGUGUUUUUUGUUUCGUCGUAUAUAUUGUGGAAUAGAGAAAUAUUUUGGUGAGAUGAUUUUGUGUUAUUCGCACCAGAUGAUAUAGUAUUGAUUUCGAGUUUGUUCUUGUUUGUUGUUUUUACUCGUGAUAUGUGAUUUUGGUGUUUCUUUCGUGGAUCUAUUUGUGAGAUGGGAUGGAAGAUACCGUGGAAGAUAAGGAUAAAGAACCUCACCAAUGGUAACAAGACUGUCAAUAAGUAAAACACAUUAUCGAGGAAUAGAGAACACACGUAUCGUUAUUGACAAUUUAACAAUGAAAACGACAAUAGGAGAGAAGUUGAGAAGAUCCUUUUUCUGAAAUAAUUACACGUAAAGCCUCCAAGAGGAGAAAGUCCUCGACAAUCAGUGAAGCAGCAGAACGAUCAGGUGUAUGGAAGCGUAACACGAGUUUUCAGGAUCUUUUAUCCUGUCAGCACGAAUUCCAAAGGAAAAUAAAGCGACAGACGAAUAAAUCGAAUAAAUUAUAUUUGGCGACCGAACUUCAGUGGCAUCGCAGAAUUUCAGAAGAGAACAACGGAUAAUUGCAUCGUCGAAAUAAAGGUGAAUAAUAUACAUAAGGAGAAAAUAGUUGAACUUUGCGCGAAGUUAAGGAGAACUUUAACGUCAGUAUCCUUUAAGCCGGUGGGCCUUUAGGCCCCGUCUAACAGUACUUCCUCGCGUUCUCUUGCUACGAGCCUCUUUCCAUCUCUUUCUCUUACUAUCCUUCUUUCACUCGUACAGAGUUUCUCUUGCUCUUCCCUUCUUUCUCUCUUAUUUAUUCCCCGAGCUUCUCCUCGUCUCCUCCUUUCUCUCUGAUCUCUCGAAGAACGGGACCCAUACUCGCGGGCCCCCGACGAAACAACUUCACGACAGACUCUGUGAGCGCCAAGGGUAUAUCCUGGUCCACGAAAACUCACAACAACCAAGAAGAGUACUAGUCCCAUUAACGCCGAGUCAGCGUAUAUUCAAAUAUAUGUAUAGUACCUGCGAGUAUCACGGAGUAAAACCCUUCGGCGCGAUGGGUCCGAUUCCUCUGUAAACAGGCCUCUUUUGCACCUGCCGGCACACCUCGAGAGAAGGAAAGGAAUCCUCCCGCCAACACCCCAUGGCCCAUCCUGUCAUGGGCCUACUCAGAUUUUUCGGUCUAACAAAACACUUCCAAGUUUUUUUCUUUCUUUCGUACCUAUAUUGAUUCUUAUGGAACGGAUGAACGUGCUUUGUGAAUUCUAUCUAUUCAACGAGUCAAAUUCUCUCGCAUUGUCAGCAUGUAGAAAGUCCUGCCUACUGGACUAUCUAUUGGCAAUAUUUACGAUCCAUGUGCCUGUGACUAAUAAACUUGCCGAGUGUACUGUUAACUGCGAAAACAGAAGGUUCUCAAUACGAAUCUUGGUGUUUUCUUGCAUUGGUUGCUAUUAACCUGUCAGAUCUGUCCAUCUGCUUGGUUGGCUGCCUGCUUGUCUGACGCUGCCGACAAUAACGUGACAUGCGCAACCAAUAUUAAUUUUCUUGUGAUACAUGUUAAAGUGAAAAACAACAAGGAAGUAAAAAAACAAACAAAGGGUUAUCCGUUCGUUUGGCGAUACUCUCAGAAGUGUGUGUUGAGUGUCGAAUAGUGAUAUGGCGAUGAUCUUUAACGAAUUACAUGGAUAAAUCUUGCGAGAGGAAGUGACAUCCAGUCGACAGGCCAAAGGAGAGAUGAAGACCACGCAGAGAGCAUGGAGUUUUAGCUUCGACGAGACGUCGAUGGAAAGCUGCCCUUUGGCGACCGUAACCGAAGGACGAGUCACGGAAACUCUGAGUGAUAUCUCCAAGGAUCCGGAAGAGGAAGUGACGUCAUUGGACGAAGCAAAAUGCGUAAUUGCAGCUUUGAGGGCGAGACAGAGGGCGCAGGCGCACCAGAUGCUCGCCUGGCGGCGGACACUCAAGCUACAAGAGGACCUAGUCUCAAGAUUGACCAGAGAGAAAGCCGAACAACUUAGAACGUUGUCCUCGCAGUUGUUACUUUUCGAAUCGAGACUCUGCCGGAAGCAAAAGGAGAUCGAAGCCAGCCUUAGUCAACGAGAAGCCAUUAUUCUAAGGCAGCAAAAAGUCAUUCGGCAACUUCAAAAUAGAUUAGCCGAGCGAAACUCGGGAACCCGAGAUUCCCCGCCAUGCGAUGCACUUGAUAGAUUAGACAGCCUUGGUGACAGCGAUAGCGCUGUCGUUCUGGAGGAAGCUGCUGAUGAUCCGGCCCCACUUAGGUUUCGUUCGAACAUCACCGACGUCACGGUGAUUCGAUCUGUAUCCGACGCUGUCGAGCCAUCCAGCAAGUAUUCCUCCAUGAGACGCUGUAAUGGGUUCCUGAGGCGGCCGGAAAUUCUGGAAACUGUGUACUCCGUGGAAGAAGAUGGCGACAGCGAGAACAAUCAGGAUCCAUCCGAGUCUACUGAGAAUUCCGAGUACGAGGUUCGAAGAGGCAAAAGCUUAGGUAGUGGCAAGGGGAAGCUUCAGGAUUUGUAUGGAAGUUUCGAGAGACUCGCUCAGGAAGCCGAUUCUCCGCCUAGUGAAAGGCCCAGAGAUGAGAGUCAGCAGGCUCAGGUUACGUAUAAUAGGGUAAUGAGUAAUCAUCGUUCAGUGACAAAACCAAAAGACGUGAAGUACAAGAGGAUAAAUAAGGCUAAAUCCAAGAGCCUCGAGGAGCUUCGCGGGAGAUUGAGAAAUUGGGUAGAAAAGGGAAAUAAAAUAGCUAUAUCUCUCGAUCAGUCGUAUGCCUGAAAAAUCGCGAAAAUAUAUAUACCUAUUAUUGCUAAAUUAUUUUCCUCACUAAGCACAUUAUAAACGUGCGAAAAUAAAAGAGCGAUGACAAUUGCCAGAACUUAUUUAUCUAGUUCAAUAAAGUCGAUUGGUGUCAAUCACGUUAUCGACUUGCUCGUUGUUGUUUCUUUUCUUUUCUUUUUGACUGUAAGACACGUCGUUACAAAAACUUGAUGUGCGACGCUAAUAGAGAAUGGUUUCAUUGAAAUUUUUCAUUGCUCCAUGUGAUAUUUACUGUAGUUUUCCGACUAAUCGCGCCUAGAUAACGGAGAGGAUAAAGGAUAUCGAUUGUCAAUCGAUAAUAAGAAAAUAACAAUCGGUUAGAUAUAUGGAAGAUCGAAAAGAUAUGUGAUAUAAUUUCUUUUCUUUACCUGUGCAGCGGUUAUUUAGUGUUUAUAAUGGUCUAUCGUAUUUAUACUUUACAAUCUGUAAUUCACAAUAGGACGCGAAGAGAGCCGAAGAUACACGAGAUGGUAAUCGGGAUCUCGUAAUUUUGUAAUCUUUGUCUAUCGUUCAUAUUGUGAAAAAAAGAAUUUAAAUUGUGAAGCGCAAAAGGCAAAAGAAAAUAGCAGGAAAUAAAAGAAAAACGUUAGCACUGCCACUUUUGGGCGUUUCGAAUAUUUCUUAGUCUGUUUAUCGUUAUUAUUAUUUAAAAUUCGAUAGCAAGAUAUUUUUUAUUCCUGAUGUUUGUCUACUAUCAAUAUACUAUUUUGAUCUUUCUUACAUUUAAUUCUUUACGAGACUAAAUGACGGCCUGAUGAUUACGCGUAAAUCGUGGCAUCGAAAAAGUGGCGCUUAUCAUUAAGUCAAAAAUCCCUUUGGUCAAUUACAGUUAUUGCAGAAUAAUUACUUAAAUGUGUCAAUAAAAUUCUGAAGAAAUAGAUCAAAGAGAAGGAGCUAAGCUCAAUUUAUUUCGAAAGAAUAAUCAUGCUGUAACGAUUCUCGACUCGGCUUUUUGUAUCUUUUUUCGAAAUUGACUAUUAAAUAUUAAGGAAAAUGUAAACGAAGUAUUUCAAAGCGGCGCCAGGCCCCAGUUUGAAUAGCAACUUCAUUGUUCGCGUAAAGGCAUAAUUUUCUCAUCCAAUAUUCAUUUCCUCUAUUUCGAAUUAUCUCUCGUUGAUGAAUUGAGGGGAAGAAUAAAGGGGUAUAAUGCUCAUGUGUACCUAAAUUCGAAUACGUAUAUAUAAUUAUACACUGAUACGUAAAUAUAUUUAAAACUAUAUGUGAUGUUUUGCAUUUCUCACUCCGCAAUGAUUGCCAUUCUAUAAAAACCCACUCGCAUAGUAUAUUGUCUAACGGUCCUUGGUACCAAAUAAUUUUGCGGAGUAUUUGAUCUUGAUGAAAGGUGACAUAUAUGCUUUCUUUUUUUUUCUCUUCUAACACACUCCUGGCGACGGAAUAUUAAUGAAUCAGCGGGUGAGAGCAAGUGACAAUCCGUAUUUUUCAAUUAUGAAAUGCGAUACAGUAGGAAUGCCAGAGGGAUGGGUAUGUCGAUCCUAAUUCUCCUCUUAUUUUUUGUAAAUAUAUAUAAUAUAAUAUAUAUAAAUUGCACUGGCGCGUAUUAUUUUUGAGGUGCCCAAUGGAGAAAAUGAAAAAAAUAAUGAAAUAGUGUCACGACGUCUUUAAAAACUGUAUAAAUAGAUAGCUAAAGCCCUUUUUUCCCCUUGGACAUUCGUAAUUGUUAAUUCUUUAUGUUCCUGUGGCCAAACAGCCAUCGAGCGAUCUCUUGAAUAUCAUAUACAUAUACAUACAUACAUACAUGGACGCAUGUACAUACAUCCUGAUACUAAACACCGAAGCUAACAAAUACUCGCACGAAUUUUCAAAAUAUUCGAUUCAAGGAAAGAUUUUUUAUUAUUGGGUCGUCAAAGAUGAAAUUUGUAGUUAUCAACCAACUUUGCCUAUUUUUCUACAAAUUUUAUCCUUGACGACCCAAUAUAAUCGGACUAUCCGUUCAUGGUAUAUAUAUUGCCAAAUCAGAGGAAACUAUGUACAUAUAUAUACUAAAAGGUAUAUAUGUAUAUACAUGAGAAAUUAAAAAUUCUGUGAACUUCUGCGUGACUUUGCAAUGCUAAACAUUAGAAUAAGCAACUGAGAAGAUGCUAGUAAAGAGGAAUUUUAUGGGACUUUAUAACUGACAGAUACUGGGCACUGUAGACACAGGAAAGAUGCUGUAAGCAGGACAAAAGUUCUGGAGGGGCUUUUUAUGCCAUAUACAUAUAAUACUUCGUCUCAGACGCAUAAAUGCACGUGUGCAAGAAAUAGUCCUCUUUACCAGUAUAUCCUAUGUGUAGCGAGUGUAUCGGAGCAAAAAAGAGAUUACGCAAGUCGAUUAACUUUAAUUUAUAUGAAAUGAUAUAACGUGUAUGCCGUUGCUUUAUUAGCAAAUUCGUAGACUGCUAUUGAUAUUAAUAAUUAUUGUAUUAUUUUAAUGAAUUAAUUAUUAUUGAAUCACGAAUAAAUUAUAGUACUGGAAA
Cephus cinctus (wheat stem sawfly) is the source of this 5634-nucleotide messenger RNA. RefSeq lists its product as uncharacterized. The coding region runs from base 2060 to 3118 and encodes 352 amino acids. The transcript is spliced from 6 exons. The record is from RefSeq and is a predicted model, not a curated record. NCBI's taxonomy places the organism in Eukaryota, Metazoa, Arthropoda, Insecta, Hymenoptera, Cephidae.